AUGGCGGGCCCCCAGAGCGGGUCAUUGAGCAGGAGGCUGGCGAGGGACCCCCGCGCGCGCCGCCAUUUCACAACGCUUCACACACACCCCGGUGGCGCGGACGCGGCGCGCAUCGAGGUCCCGCGGCCGCCCUCCAUCGAGGAGUUCACUAUCGUGAAGCCCAUCAGCCGCGGCGCCUUCGGCAAGGUUUACCUGGGCCGCAAGGCUGGGCGCCUCUACGCCGUGAAGGUGGUGAAGAAAGCGGACAUGAUCAAUAAAAACAUGGUUCACCAGGUCCAGGCAGAAAGAGAUGCAUUAGCUCUAAGUAAAAGUCCUUUCAUUGUGCACUUAUACUACUCACUUCAGUCAGUCAGUAAUGUCUAUUUGGUGAUGGAAUACCUUAUUGGUGGAGAUGUCAAAUCUCUUCUCCAUAUUUAUGGAUAUUUUGAUGAAGAAAUGGCUGUAAAGUAUAUUUCUGAAGCAGCACUGGCUCUCGACUAUCUUCACAGGCAUGGCAUAAUCCACAGGGAUUUGAAGCCAGACAAUAUGCUCAUUUCUAAUCAAGGCCACAUAAAGCUGACAGAUUUUGGGCUUUCCAGAGUUACUCUGAAUAGAGAGAUAAAUAUGAUGGAUAUCCUCACUACACCAUCCAUGACAAAGCCAAAACAAGACUAUUCACGUACUCCGGGGCAACUGUUAUCUCUCAUCAGCUCUCUGGGUUUUUAUUCUCCUGCUGGAAUUGUGGGGCCCAAUUCCCAUCAAGCUUCUGAUGGUCUGCAUGGAGUGGUUUCUCCCACAUUUAUAGCUCAAAAGGAAAAUACUCCUCUUUCAGCAAAAUUAUUCAAAACAUGUCUUGAUAAUUCUGCAUUCUCCCCUGGGAUGCCGGUGAGAAGUUUAACUCCAUCUCUACUGCAGUCAAGGAGGUUUGGUACCUCCAGUGCCGGUACACACGUGUCCAGUAUGGAAUCCGAAUGCUGCAGCAGCCCCAGGUGGGAGAAAGAUGUAGAGCAAACUGAAGAUGAAUUGUGUUCUACAACAGGCAAUGCAAAUAACAGCGAGCCAACUCUCUCUUCUAAUGUGCAAUUACUGAAUGGCAAAGAUAUUAAAGAGUUAAAGAAAAAAGAACUGGAGUCGGCCAUUUCUCCCAUCAGUAGCAAUGAUUCUGGCAGCAGGCAGAAAUUAGUGCCAGGAUGUUCUGAUGUGAUGGGUACUCCUGUAACUGCACCGGAUGUGAAAGGCAUAGUCAGAAAAUGUCUCUCUGAAAAUAAGAUUUGGGAAGAAAAACUUAACACGAAUAAAAAUUAUACGACUAAUGAAAGAACAGAAACUUUGGAUCACCAGCAGUCACCUUCACUGCUGAAAGAUCCUCUCAAGUCUAGCAAAGAGGAAGAAAUUUUUGAAAAACCAGGUGUAAAAAGAAGCUUUGAACUAGUUGAUACUAGUCCUUGUCAGGAUCUUAACUAUGUUAAAAAAAGCAAUGCAGAAUAUAAACGUGGCUGUCACAUCUCAGAAUUUCAGGUAAAUCAAAGGUCAGGUUUGACAACAGAAAUUCAGUCUUUAAGGCUUCGUGAUGAGCUACAAGAGACGUGCAAAAGCAAGGAACAAAUUAAGGGCGCUAUUGGUAGGCAGCAAACACUGGAUAAAUCAGUUACUCCACUAAUAGCUAAAAAUCUUAUGUGUGACCUGGAUGCAGACUGUGACAAGAAUGAUAAGAAGGAGUAUAUGAACUCUAGUUUCUUAGGCAUGGAUGAUGAAAAGCCUCUAGGAAUCCUCAGUGCAGACUCUGAUUUGUCCUUUCCUGAAAUGUCUGUUACAGAGACCCAUUUAGAAAAGCAGCUCUUAGAUUUGGAUAAAAGUGUUAAAGACAUCUCCUUUGAAGAACCAAAACCUGAAGAUGUGCUACCAACAUCUCCAAACUUGCAAGGUGCUUCACAAAAUGGAGAAGAGCAUGUUGUCCAGGAUUGCAGGUUGUUGCAUCAUGCACAGGAUAAUGACCAAAAACAUGCGACAGAAACUCACCUGGAGACAGUGUCUUCUCCUUCAGAAAACAUGGUGAAAACAGUGAACCUCUUCAAAAGAAAUGCUGUUGCUUUCCGAAGUUACAACAGUCCUAUUAAUGUAUCCAAUGCAUCUGAGCCAUGUAGUAUGGCUUCCUUGGAUAUGAUGGAUUUUUCACCUGCUUGUAGUGGAUCUUACCCCGCAGCUAUCACUCCAUUACAGAAAGGAAGACCUCAUAGGGUGUAUCAGACACCUCAUCAGGGAGACGCUGGCACACCGUACAGGACCCCAAAAAGCGUAAGAAGAGGAGCUGCACCUGUAGAAGGUGAACGUAUCUUGGGGACUCCAGACUACCUGGCACCCGAGCUGCUUUUGACAAAGCCUCAUGGUUCUGCUGUCGACUGGUGGGCCCUUGGAGUUUGCCUGUUUGAGUUUCUAACUGGAAUUCCACCUUUUAAUGAUGAAACACCAACACAGGUCUUCCAAAAUAUUUUAAAAAGAGAUAUUCCCUGGCCAGAGGGUGAAGAAAAGCUCUCUGAAAAUGCCCAAAAUGCAAUAGAUAUUCUUUUAACAAUUGACAGUGCCAAGAGAGCUGGACUGAAAGAGCUGAAAUGUCAUCCCCUGUUUCAUGGUGUAGACUGGGAUAACCUACAGCAUCAAACUAUGCCUUUCAUACCUCAGCCAGAUGAUGAAACCGAUACCUCUUAUUUUGAAGCUAGGAAUAACGCUCAGCACCUGACUGUGUCUGGAUUUAGUUUAUAGCAUCAAGAUAAGUGAUUUUUUGCACACUUACGGGUUGUCCGAUAACACUAGUUUGGUCUUGCUAAGUUUUCUUGCCAAAUUUAGAGUGUUUUAAGUGAUCAAUCUGCUUUUACUAUUGGUUUCUUUAUUCUAAAGCGAAACUACUGUACAAAAUUUAGUUGGUAUCAAGUGCCUUUGUGCUACUUUUUAUUUAUCUCACUGCACCUUACUGAGAAGUCAGAGUGUUGUAUUUCUUUAACACUUUACUUGGCAAAACAUUGUUCUUUUGUUCACUGUUUUUAACCAAUGUGUAACCAUU
Tinamus guttatus (white-throated tinamou) is the source of this 3037-nucleotide messenger RNA. NCBI's taxonomy places the organism in Eukaryota, Metazoa, Chordata, Aves, Tinamiformes, Tinamidae. The record is from RefSeq and is a predicted model, not a curated record.